GCUGGUGCGCUGCCCUCGCCUCCCCCAUUGUUCCUACUGUCUUUUUGCCUUUUGUUAUUUGCACUCGCAUUGUGUUGUUUGUCUCUGAAGCCGCCUCAUGACCAGCCAAGGGAUUUCACCUCGUCCUUGAGAGCUACACGGGGAGCGCGAGCGAGCGAGCGAGCGAGCGAGCCGGGGGGAGAGGGACACGCGCGCGCGCGCACACACAGACACACACAGACACACACACACACCACACACACACACACACACACGCGCGCACGCACACACAGGAGUGUAAAAGGAGAGCCACCCAAACCCAUCUCCAUCUCCUCCCGAGGGCCCCCAGCCCGCCACUGUGCCACUUUGCAUCCCACGCCAGAGGACACCUUAGGAGAGCGGGUAAGGCACUUUAAUCAGUCUGUGGAGUAGACACAUUCCAAGCGGAUCCUUAGAACUCUUGGACAAGCCUCCCCGCAUGUGGCAGGUGCUGUGCUGGCUACCAGUGACCCAGAGAUGAUGGUAGAUAUGUUCCUGCCCACAAGGAGCUAGCACACCAGUGGGCACUCCUCUUGCUGAUGACACGCAUCCUGUUGGCAUCUGCUUACAAGAUUUUGAAAGCUGAACAGAGAAUUUUGGCACUGCCCUGGGUUGGAAAAAGCAUUGCAAGAAACAGAUAAUAUUAAGGACAUCAAGAGUGGGAGAGAUUGGACUGGAAGACUCAGCAGGAUGUCUUCCAAGCGACCAGCCUCUCCGUAUGGGGAAGCAGAUGGAGAGGUAGCCAUGGUGACAAGCAGACAGAAAGUGGAGGAAGAGGAGAGUGACGGCCUCCCAGCCUUUCACCUUCCCUUGCAUGUGAGUUUUCCCAACAAGCCUCACUCAGAGGAAUUUCAGCCAGUUUCUCUGCUGACGCAAGAGGCUUGUGGCCAUAGGACUCCCACUUCUCAGCACAGUACAAUGGAAGUUGAUGGCAAUAAAGUUAUGUCUUCAUUUGCCCCACACAACUCAUCUACCUCACCUCAGAAGGCAGACGAAGGUGGGCGGCAGAGUGGCGAGUCCUUGUCUAGUACAGCCCUGGGAACACCUGAACGGCGCAAAGGCAGCUUAGCUGAUGUGGUUGACACCUUGAAGCAGAGGAAGAUGGAAGAGCUCAUCAAGAACGAGCCGGAAGAAACCCCCAGUAUUGAAAAGCUACUCUCAAAGGACUGGAAAGACAAGCUUCUUGCAAUGGGAUCAGGGAACUUUGGUGAAAUAAAAGGGACUCCUGAAAGCCUAGCUGAGAAGGAGAGGCAGCUCAUGGGUAUGAUCAAUCAGCUGACCAGUCUUCGGGAGCAGCUGCUGGCUGCCCAUGAUGAGCAGAAGAAGCUGGCUGCAUCUCAGAUUGAGAAACAGCGCCAGCAAAUGGAGCUGGCCAAGCAGCAGCAAGAACAGAUUGCAAGACAACAGCAGCAGCUUCUGCAGCAACAACACAAGAUAAAUUUGCUUCAACAACAAAUCCAGCAGGUUCAAGGUCAAUUGCCGCCAUUAAUGAUUCCCGUGUUUCCUCCUGACCAACGGACGUUGGCUGCAGCUGCCCAGCAAGGAUUCCUCCUUCCUCCAGGCUUCAGCUAUAAGGCUGGAUGUAGUGACCCUUACCCUGUUCAGCUGAUCCCAACUACCAUGGCAGCUGCUGCCGCAGCAACACCGGGCUUAGGCCCUCUCCAACUGCAGCAGUUAUAUGCUGCCCAGCUAGCUGCAAUGCAGGUUUCUCCAGGAGGAAAGCUCCCAGGCAUACCCCAAGGCAACCUUGGUGCUGCUGUAUCUCCUACCAGCAUUCACACAGACAAGAGCACAAACAGCCCACCACCCAAAAGCAAGGAUGAAGUGGCACAGCCACUGAACCUAUCAGCUAAACCCAAGACCUCUGAUGGCAAAUCACCCACAUCACCCACCUCUCCCCAUAUGCCAGCUCUGAGAAUAAACAGUGGGGCAGGCCCCCUCAAAGCCUCUGUCCCUGCAGCAUUAGCUAGUCCUUCAGCCAGAGUUAGCACAAUAGGUUAUUUAAAUGACCACGAUGCUGUCACCAAGGCCAUCCAAGAAGCCCGGCAGAUGAAGGAGCAGCUUCGGCGGGAGCAGCAGGUGCUGGAUGGGAAGGUGGCUGUUGUGAACAGUCUAGGUCUCAAUAACUGCAGGACAGAAAAGGAAAAAACAACACUGGAGAGUCUGACUCAGCAACUGGCAGUUAAACAGAAUGAAGAAGGAAAAUUUAGCCACGCCAUGAUGGACUUUAACAUGAGUGGAGAUUCUGAUGGAAGUGCUGGAGUCUCAGAAUCAAGAAUUUAUAGAGAAUCCAGGGGGCGCGGUAGCAAUGAACCUCACAUAAAGCGUCCUAUGAAUGCCUUCAUGGUGUGGGCUAAAGACGAACGAAGGAAGAUCCUCCAGGCCUUUCCUGACAUGCACAACUCCAACAUCAGCAAGAUACUGGGAUCGCGCUGGAAAGCUAUGACCAACCUAGAGAAACAGCCAUAUUACGAGGAACAAGCCCGCCUCAGCAAGCAGCACUUGGAGAAGUACCCCGACUACAAAUACAAGCCCAGGCCAAAACGCACCUGCCUCGUGGACGGCAAGAAGCUGCGCAUCGGGGAGUAUAAGGCCAUCAUGCGCAACAGGCGGCAGGAGAUGCGGCAGUACUUCAACGUGGGGCAACAAGCACAGAUCCCCAUCGCCACGGCAGGAGUUGUGUACCCGGGAGCCAUCGCCAUGGCGGGAAUGCCCUCCCCUCACCUGCCCUCCGAGCACUCGAGUGUGUCCAGCAGCCCCGAACCCGGGAUGCCUGUCAUCCAGAGCACUUACGGCGUGAAAGGAGAGGAGCCACACAUCAAAGAGGAGAUACAGUCUGAGGACAUCAACGGAGAAAUAUAUGAUGAGUACGAUGAGGAAGAGGAUGAUCCAGAUGUAGAUUAUGGGAGUGACAGUGAAAACCAUAUUGCAGGACAAGCCAACUGAUAAGGGGCAAGAUGUUGUUGUGACCUUAGGACUUCAAGAAGCCCUAGCUGGUUCAUCCUUACCAGUGGCCAAGCACAUUAACUUUCUCAUACACUGACUGUUACUUUAACUGUUAGUCUUAAAUAGUUGGGACAUCAGCUGACUAAUAGACCUCAGCCUCAAAAGGCUUGAAAGGAAAAAAAAAAAAUACAACAAUCAAACAACAAUAUCAACAACAAGGAGAAUGAAAUAAGCUAUGGGUAAAAUAAUGCCAGUAAUUCAGCUGCUACAUCCAAGCACUGAAGUCUUACCCGUCAACUUUUUUUUUUUUAAUAAACUUUAUGGCUGUUUGUUCUACAAUGUUCUAGAAAUUCUCACUCAGGUACACAGUGCCAACAAGUGGCUUGUGAAUGUGUUUUGUUGUUUUGUGCUACAAUUUUUAAAAAGAAUAAGUUUUGUUUUGUU
Talpa occidentalis (Iberian mole) is the source of this 3408-nucleotide messenger RNA. It is a transcript of the gene SOX5, whose product is annotated as SRY-box transcription factor 5. The transcript has 19 exons. The coding region runs from base 709 to 2964 and encodes 751 amino acids. NCBI's taxonomy places the organism in Eukaryota, Metazoa, Chordata, Mammalia, Eulipotyphla, Talpidae. Gene Ontology annotation, molecular function: DNA-binding transcription factor activity, RNA polymerase II-specific; RNA polymerase II cis-regulatory region sequence-specific DNA binding. Gene Ontology annotation, biological process: positive regulation of chondrocyte differentiation; cell fate commitment; regulation of transcription by RNA polymerase II. The record is from RefSeq and is a predicted model, not a curated record. Gene Ontology annotation, cellular component: nucleus.